This is a messenger RNA of Colias croceus (clouded yellow), 4275 nucleotides long. Its product is annotated as mucin-3A-like. The record is from RefSeq and is a predicted model, not a curated record. The transcript has 3 exons. The coding region runs from base 1 to 4275 and encodes 1424 amino acids. Lineage: Eukaryota; Metazoa; Arthropoda; Insecta; Lepidoptera; Pieridae.
AUGUAUAAAGUAUUUGAAGAUGCUUAUUUGGAAAGUAUCAAGAUUAUAGAAAGUGACAUUAAUUUUCAAAAUAUUUUAACGGUACAAGUUUUGGACCAGUCCAUAAUGAAGAUAUACAAUCCGAAUCAUAAAAUCGGUAAUACACAGAACCCACACUCAACGAAUAAUGCUACGACUAUUGUUUUAAGUCAACGAUGGGUAGAAUACAUAGAUCAAGUUUCUACUAGCAUAAAAGAAGCAGAUGAAUUUGUUAGCACUAUCACUCAAACCGAAUUACCAUCGACUUCUACUGUAAUAUCUGGCGAAACUGACCUUCAUUCGACUAUAGAAUCAUCCACAAAUGAAUAUUCUACGAUUACCGACUCAGUGAUAUCUUCAACUAAUAAUAUAAACUCAGAAUUACCUUCAACAUCUGAAACGCUAGAAUUAACAGAUUCUACAAUUACACAAGGACCUACCACAGCGACAGAUGAUCUUACAACAAUAACAAGGACCUACCCAACAGAUUUUCCAUUCUCAAUUAUUACUGAUACUACAGAUUAUUCUCCCACAGAAGAGAGUACAAAAAUAACAAUAGAAGAUCUCCCAUCAACAACGCCGGGCGCAUCUUCAACUGAAUUUAUUAGUACUACCAUCCAAACUGAAUUACCAUCGACUUCUGUUAUAACUACAGAUGGAACUAAUCUUCCUACGACGACAGAUUUUGCCUCAACACCAGCAGUCGAAUUAUCCACCACGACUGACUAUGUUAUAUCUACUACUGGUUUGCCUUCAUCAUCAAUACCAGAAAUAACAGACACUACGAUUACACAAGAUACAACAUUAACAGAUACUCCUUCAACAACGACGGGUGCGUACUCGACAGAAGUAAUAGAUACAACAAUUACGCAAGCUACAAUAACAACAAAUGAACCUACAAUAACGACAGACGAAUACACUACAGAUUUUGUCAGUACGAUGAUUCCAACCGAUUUUCCAUCAACAUCUAUAACUACUUUUGAGACAACAGAUUAUUCUCCGACAGAAGAGAGUACAACAAUAAUGACCGAUGAUCCUACAAUAACGCCAGAUAUAACUACGACGGAGUCUGUGAGUACAACGAUUCAGACUGAAUUCCCAUCGACUUCUAUAAUUACUACAGACAUUACUGACUUUUCUUCUACUACAGAAUCUACGACACUAUCAACGAUUGAAAUUUCUACGAUAACUGACUCAGUCGUAUCUACGACCGAUCAUAUCAACACUGAGUUACCAUCGACGUCUUAUUCCACACCAGAAACAACAGAUACUACAAUAACACAAGAAACAACAAAAACAACAGAUGAAUCUACAACAGCAACAGACGAAUACACGUCAGAAGCAGCAGAUACAACCAUUACACAAGCUACAACAACAACAAUUGAACCUACAACAUCGACAGGUGCGUACUCGACAGACGCAACUGAUACAACAAUUACACAAGCUACAACAAAAACAACAGAUGAACCAACAACAACGACAGGUGCGUACACGACUGACGCAACAGAUACAACAAUCACACGAGCUACAAUAACAACAGAUGAACCUACAACAACGACAAGCGCAUACACGCCAGAGGCAACAGAUACAACAAUUACACAAACUACAAUAACAACAACAGAUGAACCUACAUCAGCAACAGUUUCUUAUACGACAGAAGCAACAGAUACUACUAUAACACAAGAUACAUCAACAACAUACGAACCAACAACAACGACAGAUGCAUAUACUACAGAUUUUGUCAGUACGAUGAUUCUAACCGAUUUUCCAUCAACAUCUAUUACUACUUUGGAAACAACAGAUUAUUUUCCUACAGAAAAGAGUACAACAAUAGUGACAGACGAUCCUACCACAAUGUCAGAUAUAACCACGAUGGAAUCUGUAAGUACAACGAUUCAGACAGAAUUAACGUCGACUUCUAUAAUUACUACUGGCGUUACUGACCUUCCUUCCAUUACUGAAUCUUACUCCACACCAGAAACAACAGAUACUACAAUAAUACAAGACAAAACAAAAACAACAGAUGUACCUACAACAACGACAGGUGCGUUCACGACAGACGCAACAGAUACAACAAUUAUACAAGCUACAACAACAACAGAUGAACCCAGAACAACGGCAGAUGUAUAUACAACAGAUUUUAGCAGUACAAUAAUUCCAACAGAUUUUCCAUCCACUUCUUCAAUUACUACCGAGACUAAAGAUGAGAGUACAACAAUAUCGACAGACCAUCCUUCAACAACACCAUAUAUAACCACGACGGAAUCUGUGAGUACAACGAUUCAGACUGAAUUACCAUCAACUUCUAUAAUUACUACAGAUAUAACUGACUUUUCUUCUACUACAGAAUCAACGAAACUAUCAACGAUUGAAAUUUCUACAAUAACUGACUCGGUAAUAUCUACGACCGAUAAUAUCAUUACUGAGUUACCAUCGACGUCGUAUUCCACACAAGAAACAACAGAUACUACUAUAACACAAGUUACAUCAACAGCAUAUGAACCUACAGUAACGACGGAGGCAUACACGACAGAAACAACAGAUACAACAAUUACACAAGGUACAACAACAACAGAUGAACCUACAACAACGACAGAUGCAUACACGACAGGAGCGACAGAUAGAACAAUUACACAAGACACAACAACAACAGAUGAAUCUACAACAACGACAGAUACAUAUACGACAGAAGUAACAGAUACAACAAUAACACAAGACACAACAACAACAGAUGCAUCUACAAUAACGACAGAUGCAUACACGACAGAAGCAACAGAUACAACAAUAACACAAGGCACAACAACAACAGAUGAAUCUACAACAACGACAGACGUAUAUACGACAGAUUUUAGCAGUACAUUACUUCCAACAGAUUUUCCAUCCACUACAAUUAUUACUUCAGAGACUACAGAUUCUAGCCCAACAGAAGAGAGCACAAUGAUAUCGACAGACAAUCCUACAACAAUGUCAGAUCUAACGACGACAGAGUCUGUAAGCACAACGAUUCAAACUGAAUUACCAUCAACUUCUUUUAUUACAACGGACGUUACUGACUUUCCUUCUACUACAGAAUUUACAACACUACCAACUAAUGAACUUUCUACGAUAACCGACUCAGUGGUAUCUACCACCGAAUUACCUUCAACUUCAAAUACUUCUCCAGAAAUAACAGACACUACAACCUCACAAGAAACUACAUUAACGACAAAUAAUCCUACAAUUACACCCGGUGCCUCUACAACAGACUUUGUUAGUACAGUUUCAACUGAAUACCCUUCAACUUCUGUUAUUACAUCAGAAGCAACUGUCUCCUCGACUACAGAAUCAACCACAGGCCCGACAACUGAUGCAUCAUCUUCCACCUCUGAAUCCCAGUCAACAUAUACCACUUCGAUAGUAACUGACUCCCCAACUUUACCGACAGACGAUACAAGCCCUGAAUUGCUUUCAACGCUUACAACAAACGUUGAUAUAACCACAAUAGAAGUAAACUUAACAACAGAAAAUACUAUACACCCAGAGACGUCAACAAAUCAAAUAACAACUGUAGGAGAAAUUGGAACAUCAGAGUUAACAACAACAGAAAGUCCGAUAGACGACGAUGAGUAUACUUUCUGGACUCCAUUGAACACAGCCUUGAUCGUAAUACCAUCUGCUUAUUUCGAUAUUACUACAGACGCCUCUGUUAUAAAAGAAACUAACCCCACAGAACAUAAUGACAGUACUGUAGCUUCCGAUACCAAAGAUUCAACAAGUUACCCAGAACUCGAUCCUUCAACUGACCAGUAUAGUUUUGAAAGUACCACAGAUCCUUCUAUUGCAACAGAUAUUGAUACUACUACACAACAAUUGGAAUAUACAGAUAUAGAUUCUAUCACAUAUAGACGGACGGAUAUAACAGACGAUGAUCCUUCCACGUCAAGUGAGACUGAUUCUACUGCAUAUAGUCAGUCUACUUACGAUUCUACGGAUGGGGAUCUUACUCUGGCACCUUCUACAGUUAAUCCAACUACAGUUAUUUCUGAUGAUGAUGAUGAUGAUAAUGAUGAUGGAGAUGGAGAUUAUAAGGGACAUGUAUCUUGGAGUCCGUGGACUAUAGGUUUAGUAGUAUUUGCUUCAACAGUGGUUGUAUCCAUCUUAGCUGUAAGUACCUAUCAUUUGGGCAAAAUUAGUGAACGGAGUAAGGAAUUCCUUUCUGAAGAUUUGGAACCACCAAAUAUUGUGGUUAUACCAAGAGCUCGACUUAAUAGAUAUUAA